Pecten maximus is the source of this 8393-nucleotide messenger RNA. Its product is annotated as SPRY domain-containing SOCS box protein 1-like. Bases 287 to 1123 code for a protein of 278 amino acids. The transcript is spliced from 3 exons. The record is from RefSeq and is a predicted model, not a curated record. Gene Ontology annotation, cellular component: SCF ubiquitin ligase complex. Lineage: Eukaryota; Metazoa; Mollusca; Bivalvia; Pectinida; Pectinidae. Gene Ontology annotation, molecular function: protein binding. Gene Ontology annotation, biological process: proteasome-mediated ubiquitin-dependent protein catabolic process.
CUCCGAUAGCUUGGCAGCCAUGAUGGUUUUGUGAGAGAGUUUGGUCGACAUAAAGACAACAGGAAAUGCUGAUAUUCUCGUCGUUUCCUCCGAAAUGUCGGAGAUCAGGGUAAAAUAUUAUGAUAUUUACGGAUCUCUGCUGAGUGCCGUUUUUACCAAGUUGUGACCACACUUGAGGGAGUUGUGCAAUUGUUUUAACCUGCAGAUACCAUAUAUUUAUUUCGCUGAUUUCUGUCUGUGAACAUUUAAUGCCCAUUAGUACUUGUAUGUGAUGUUUGUCUAAGAAAUGAACAUGGGUCAGAAGGUGUCAGGUGGUAUAAAGACAGUUACGUCUAGAGAGACUACCUACAAGGCACUUUACAAAGGCGACAUGGUGUAUAACCCAGACUACCAGAAGCCCAGUAGACUCGACAUGCUCCUCGACAUGCCGCCCACGUCCAAAGAUGUCCAAGUCAAUCAUUCAUGGAAUCCAGAUGAUCGUUCACUCAAUAUAUUUGUGAAGGAUGACGACAAAUUGACUUUCCACAGACAUCCCGUCGCACAGAGUACAGACUGUGUACGUGGUAAGGUGGGCUACACACGUGGUUUACAUGUGUGGGAAAUAGUGUGGAGUACACGACAACGCGGGACACAUGCAGUGGUUGGUGUGGGGACUAGUGAAGCACCCCUUCAUUGUGUAGGAUACCAGUCCUUGGUAGGCAGUAACUGUGAAUCAUGGGGCUGGGACCUUGGUCGUAACAAACUGUACCAUGACGUGAAAAAUAACCCAGGUGUUACAUACCCUAGUCUAUUAAACUCUGACGAGAACUUUGUCGUGCCCGAUAGCUUCCUUGUGGUGCUUGAUAUGGACGAGGGUACGUUAAGUUUUGUUGUAGAUGGACAAUACUUAGGUGUUGCAUUCAGAGGCCUCAAAGGAAAGAAACUUUAUCCCAUAGUCAGUGCUGUGUGGGGACAUUGUGAGAUCACCAUGCGGUAUAUAGGAGGGCUGGACCCUGAACCUUUACCACUGAUGGAUAUAAGUAGACGCAUCAUACGCCAUAACCUUGGUAAAAGCAGACUCCAUGAAAUUAACAAGCUUCCGUUACCAAAUUCUAUAAAGAAUUAUCUUCUCUAUCAAUCAUAGCAGGAAGUGUGAUCAGAGUUGUCCUCUCUUGGCUUUGUUGUGUUGCCGAACAGCCGUAUAGAAAAAUGUGACAGGAUUUCUGCCUCAACUUCAUCGUGAGGAAGGGCUGUCCUUGGAACUUGUCGUUUGACGGGAACACUCUGGCUUCUGUCUUGUAUGCUGUUAAAAUACAGUUCUCUGAAUACAAUAUGAUAAUAAUACUUUCAUAUGUCCUGUAUACGGAUCUCAAGGAAGCAUUUAUCUCUCUACCUUAAGUAUUCACACAGUUACAUGGCGCCAUGAUGAUCAUUCGGUGUGUAUGAAUGACUUCAAAAAAGUUUUAACAAGUAAAUUUUUAUUUUCAAAGCAUGUAGACAAGAUUAAUAUAGGUGGCCAUGGUUUAACAGUGGAUAAAACGGAACUACAUGAUCUCUUUAAUUUGAAUAGGGCCAAAUAUGAAAAACAUUGCCCUUUGCCCUUUGUGGCAUUUUUGCUGUGAUUAUUUGGCAAUAAACUUAGUCACUAGGAGAAGUUAAUGUUAUUAUGUGUAACAAACUUUACAAGCUUGCCCGUAAAUUUCAUCCAUUCAAAUGUGUUUUAGGUAUCAGAUAUAUCAUUGCAGUAAGACAGACAUUAUUGUGUAUGUUAAAAUCUGACAACUUUUUAAUGGUGGAAUUUUAAAUGCAAACGCAUGCAUUGAUUGCAAAACUUCAUUUACAUCAGUAAUUUUUUGACAGUUUUAUUAUUUUUUUUGAGGGGGGGGGGGGGUGUUAAAUUUUCUUUAUCAAAGUUAAAAAACAACAUUUUAAAAAAUAGAUGGAGAUGAAUUUACGGUUGUAACGUAAAUGAUUUUGUGCAUGGUUGCCUGAAUGUUUACGAUGAACUGUUUUUCAAAGGGAGACAACUGUGUUUUGGUGACUAAGAAUACCUGUAUUGGAAUUGUGAUGAUGAGAAGAUGGUAUUUAAAACCAAUUUUUUUCCAUGAGGAUGUUUGCAUGUAUGUAGUAUAUAUCUAGAGCGUGCGAUGUCUUUUAUAAAGAUUUUAAUUGUGAAAUGUCUUUAUUCAUCAUUAAUUUGUAUUUAUAUUUUUUUUUCUUCAAAGUUUGUUGUGAUGGAAGAAAAUAUGAACAUGAUAAGUAAUGUAUGGGCCAAGCAAUUAAUUAUCCAACUUAAUUACUGAUCAUUAGGUGUCCAUUGCUGUUGUUUAUGGCAUGUAUAAACAAAUAAAAUUGUCAUAGAUUGAAUUGGGAAUUAUAAAAGCUGAAAUCAUUUACUCCGGGUAAGUCCUACACUUCAGUUUUAAAAAUGACACCCCUUUGGCUAAUUCCUUCUAGGUUUUUUGACAAAUAUUUGAAAUAAUAAUCCUAAAAUAUAUGGUGAUCUUUCAACUAGUAAAAUACCUAAUUUGUGAUAAAAUGAUUGAUCACCAGAUUUUGUGCCAUACUCAAGUGUAGUAAUGGAACACAGCGUGAGUGGGCCGCCUAAUGAUGAAUGUCCGGAGAAUUUCCCGUGGAGUCGGGUUAUCUGCCGUCCAUAGUCAUUUGAUGUAUAUGUCAGUCUCUAUAUUCUAGCUCCAUAUUUUAAUUCACUUAUAUUUCCUAAGUAAUUAAACUUAAUUUGCAAUAUUGUUUGACAAGCCUUAUUCCACAGUAUUUUAACAUUAACUUGACCUCGGGUCUCCAUAUCUGAUGUUAGAUUAUUGGUAUUGUGUUCAGUCAGUAUAUAGAUUGUCAGUUAAUUUUUCUUUCGUAAGAAUCAACUAUAGCAUAAAUCUUAACAUAUGUGAUCAGACUGGAUACAGAAUUUCACACUCUGAAGUGUUAUGUAGUUUAAAUGAGGAAAGCAUUCAACAUACUUUUCUCAAGUUCACCUGUCCGUUAUAGAGUUAGUGAGACUGGCCUGUUUUUGAAGUUUGGACCAUCACUUUCCGACACCGGUAACAAGUGGCCUUAUUGUGGAUGGUAUGGUUCAUGGUCACCAGAUAUUGAUUAUUUCUGUGCACGUUUUGUUGACGGCGAUUGAUAAUAUCAUGAUCACAUGAAUGUUUGGUUGAAGAUGGUCGACAAGAUGGUGGGUUGAAUGCAUCAAUUUGACUAUAAUUCUGGUAUUGUCUGAAUGAUUCUGCUCUGCACGUGCUGUGUCAUUAUCAUUUAUGUUUCUCUAUUAUAUGAACGAAUCUCAAAAUAAAUCCAAAUGUUGUGUAGAAUGUUGGUUCCCUUACUGAAUACAUGUGUUUCCUCCAAUACUUCCAUUCAAUAAUUCCUCGGAUACUCCUGUCUAUACUUCCUCCAACACUUUUUUCAAAACCUGUUCAACACACAUCUUCACAUAUAGCUGACUGCUAAAAGCUGAAUUUUUUUCUAGGGUUUUUUUAUGACAGAAUGUUAAAAAGCUUUUUACUGAUAGAUAUCUUUUAAUGUCAUUAUGAAGCAAAUACCAUCAGAUUCUAAUAUUCAUGUGAUGAAAAGUUAGAGUUACUGGACCAAUCAUCAAGGACAAAUGUUCUGUCUCUUAAUUAACCGGUAAAUAUUUUGUUAUUAUAAGCAAGACGUCUCUUAAGUGUAUGAGCUAGAAUAAAGUUGCCAAACUUUUACCCAUAUACAUCUAUAAACAAAAUCAAAUGUUCCAGCUUAAGGUGUUAAAGGUGUUUCACAAAUAAAUAUCUUUGUUUUGCUGUUUUGCACAUUCUACCAAGGGCAACCAGCUGAAGUCCUCCUACCUUCAUUUUAUAGCAACAUUAGAAGUCAUCACUAUAAGCUAUUUUUGAGAAAUGUGGAGGAUCAAUACAUUGACAUGCUCCUUCAAUCCCAAGAGUCCAAUCUGAUUUUGGAAGUCAAAAACAAGUCUCCAAAGUCUACUAGAUGCCCUGCUACCCAUACAAACCAAUUUUGUAUACUAAAUUAUAAAGUGCUUGCCAUAAUAUCUUAGAAUUUAUAAUCAAGAAUUAAUUAGUAGAUCAAUAUCAAGGAAGCUCUGUUAGUGUAUUUUUCUCUGGUCAGAAUUAAGGACAGUAGAUCUAGAAUAAAGGAAACAUUUAAAUACUGUUUGUUUGAAAAUCAAUAUUUUUUCAGUAUCAAAAACAUACAAAUCAAUAUUUUUUCAGUAUCAAAAACAUACAAUUCUUAAUUGGAAAUUUCAUGUCUAAAUUCAACCCAAGGGUAUCUAUUAACCUAAAGUUGUGCUAAAUUAAGGAACAGAUGAUAGAUACAUGCAUAUUGCGUUCUGAAAACAUUGAAGGAUAAUUAUAAAAGGAUUAAAUUAUAUUGUAAUUUAUUGUUAUUUUAUCUCAGGUUUGUUGAUUCCUGUUUGGAAAAUGAAGCCAGGUUAAGGAUUUCAAUAGUUAUUUACCAUGGGAACAUUAGUGUAUCACUUAAAUUUGUCUCCAAAAGAUUUUAUUGUGACUAGGAACAUGAAAGUUUACAGAAACCAUGUUUUGAUGCCUGAUUUUUUUUUCUUUUCUUUUACAAAUCGCUCAUAAAAAGAAAAUUCUAUGUAGCAAUCUGCAUUAAUUAUUGUGGUAUGUCGAUCACUUUCGCAAUAGACAUCUGUUCAGAGUACUAUUUAUGUUGACAAGUUUUAUGGUCCAUUCACUAUGCAUUGGUAGAAAGUUGAUCUUGUAAGUCUCAAACAUUUUGUUAUCCUGCUCAACUCUUAACAAUAUUUGGGGGAGAUUAUUUUCACUAUUUUAAUUUUAAAGAGCUGUGGAAACUUUAUUCGAUACCUCUUACAUAUUUACAUUGGAUGUUGUGUGGAUGGAUGAUAACAAGUUUUGUUGUUCAUUCUGCAAAUUUAAGUCCCUGUAAAGAAAUGUGAAAAUAACUGUAGAGAAAAUUUAGAUAUUAUAGUAUUUUGAAGUUAUUGUAAAAACUGAGUUAAAAACAGAAUGGAGGGAAUUUUUUUUCUGAACUUUGCACAGUCAGGACGUGACAUAUAUUGGAAGGGUGUGAUGGAUAUGAAGAUACGGUUUUAUUGUAUUAAAACUGCUGAUUAUUUGUUGUUACUUUUUGUCACUUUGAGAAAUUUAUGUAAAGAUCCUUAAAAAUCAGUGCCUAUUAAAGCUCUUCUGUUUUCAUCUCCACCUAUGUUUUAACAUGAAGUAUGGCUUUUCGCUUCUUUUCAAACAUACAUUUUAUAAAGAUAUGAUAUUGUCAUGUACAGUAAUGCUAGUCAACAGCGGAAGUUCAAAAAAACUUAUCUUAGCUGUUUUCACCAUCCUUCCUUAAUCAGAGUUGAUUAGAUUUUCUGUUUGUGGACAGAUUAGUGUUUGUUAAUCUGACAUGCUGAGAGAAGCACAGACAAGUUUGGAGAGGACAUUGAUGAGAUUUCAAUCACACACAUGUUUCAUGCUCAUGAUUUUAAGUAUGUGGCUUAUUUUUAAGUAAUACGUGUUUGUCACUAUGACAUGUGAAUGAAUUCACACCAUAAAUUAUACAUUGACCUAAAGCCAUUUGUUUUGUAGGGUAAAAUACAAGCAAGUGCUGUUUUGAUAAACAACAAAACUGUUUUUAUUGAAAUGUUGGGUCAAGAUGAUAUUUUCCGUUUUAUGUAUGAUUUAGAUAUUAAUAUAUAUGUAGACUUAUUUUAAUUUUGUAAUGGCCAAGGACAUUUGGCAGUGUAAUUAAGGUGUUUUAACAACAUGUGAUAUACAUAACCAUAAUUUAUUAAGUAAGUGUUUUAUGUCUUUCCCCAUGUAAAAACCUUUUUAACAAUACCGCUUGGGUGUCUGUUUAUGUGUUUUAGUGAUUUUGUUUGCACACACAACUAGUCAUGUUCAAUCAAACCUGAAGUGGUGUCAGUAUAUUAUAACAGAAUAUUAUUUAACAGAUAUCAGAUUACUUUUACGUGUAAAUUUUAAUCAAGUAUGUGCCAGAUUUACUGAAGUUUAAUAUAUAAAAACAACAUUUAACUAUUGGGGCUAUGUUCAGUGCCUAUGUCUCUUUUUUUCCUCCAAACCACCAGGAAUGGAAACAUUUUCUGUUUAACUCAUAAAGCGUAAGAAUUAGUGCUGAAAAAAAACAUGUACAAAUAUCACAAUAAAGGUGACAGGUUUUACUUAUUUUGUUGGGGAAGAUUAUAAUAGCUUUAGUUAUAGUGAUGGAGAAGGGAGGUAACUCUUCAACUCUUGAUGAAAUAAGUUGAUUGAAUUAACUUUGCUCAACUUUAUAUAAAAAAAUUGAUGAGAUCAGUAUUCUGUAUGAUUAGUUUCUUCAUCCAUAAAAUAUUUACAUAUUAGCAAUAUUGAUGGCUGUCCACAUGAAACAAUACAAGCCACUUUUGAAUUAAAAACUGCCCCAUAAUCACCUUCCCAUUGAGAACUUGUGAGACUGUAUUUUGUGUAAGGUUCCGAUCUCAUGUGUACACGUGAGUCUGAUGGUGGUUUAUCAGUUCCCCCCCCACUCUCAGCUUUACAUGUGUUCAGUUGCCUGUACCUGUAGUAUUAUUAUCAUUUGGAAUGAGAAGGGUUUCAUCAUCAGUGUAUAUAAUCAUUCAGGUUGUCAGCUUGCAUUUAAAUGGGAAUUAUAUAUACGUGUGUGUAUAUGCUGUAUAAUGCGUGUGGUAUGUGUAAAAAUGAUUAUAAACUCACUACAUCUUGUCAUAGUUCAGCUGUGAAUGACAGCGAUUUGAAAAAAAAUAUCAUAGAAAUCAUUGGAUAUCCUUGUGAUAACAUUAUUGUUAAAAUAUAACUUUGCAAUAUCAAUAUUUUGCCUUUAUCAAGGGCAAAUAAAGCAUGACCUUUCUUUAGAAUUUACUUUAAGGAUCCUCAUUUUUCUGAUUUUAAAUGAAAUUAAUUGUUGGCUUGUUUACCUUGUCAUCAAGAAUUGCCUGUAACACUGGCCAAGGUGCUUUUCCUUCUGAAACUUUCACACAUGGGAUUUUUCCUUAUCCUGAUGUCUAGUAGACUAUCAAUGUUGUUCCUUUAUAUUUUAAAAUAGAAAAUGAUUUUUUUUAUCCUUUUUACAAAAUAGUUAGUUUUAAUUCUAAACUUCUAUUACUGCAUCUUAAGGUUUUGAUAUAAAACAAAAUCAACAAAUGUUUUAUGGGACCAGGUCUAGAAUUUUUGUUUAAUUUGCUUAUUUAAAAAAAACAACAUUGUUUUUAUCUGGUAUAAAGUUGAUCAGGACCAAGAUGGACUUCAGUGUUUUAAAAUUGUAAUUUUCAGGUUUUAAUGAAAUAAAGCUUAAUGUUUUAAUUACAACAAAAGUAUAUAAUGUGAAUUGAAUUUCAGUAUUUUAAUAUUUUUUUUGUCUCAUGCUUUUAAUUGGGAGAAAACUGAGAUGAGAGAGUGUAAACAUGUUUUGCUAUUGGUGUACAAUCUAACAUGUCAGGGUUAUAUAUGUUGGUGUGAUGACAUACAAGUACAGGUUUCUUGCUCAAAUCUCCUAUAUAAUUGAUUCUGUGUAGGGUAUUUCCCUCUCAGGAACAAUUAGAUAGGGAAUCUAUCUCUUAACGAAAAACUUCAUUAUUUAAACUCACAAUUUGAAUUUGCAAAAUUAUAAUUGAGACUUGUGGUUAUACAUGUAUCUUAGUGAACUUGGUUAUACAUGUAUCUUAGUGAACUUGGUUAUACAUGUAUCUUAGUGAACUUGGUUAUACAUGUAUCUUGGUGAACUUGGUUAUACAUGUAUCUUAGUGAACUUGGUUAUACAUGUAUCUUAGUUAUAUUGGAUGAAGCCCGCAGCUGUUUGAUCUUCCCCUAUAGGAGUAUAUCCAUUGAAUCAGAGGCGUGUACUUGAGCAGACUACCUGUACUUGUAUGUGUGAUGAUUUGUGUUAGGACAACACUUGGAUGAAUGUGGUGCUAGUUGUGUACUAUUGCUGGUCAAACUCGGGUCCUCCCCAGCAUCCAGUUACCGGUCUUGUCGACUUCAAAUUCAUGUACUUAAUGAGCAAUUAAGAUUUACUUUAAACCUUUUUGACAUUUUCAGUGAUGAUAAUUAUUACACUUUAUGGUAUUUAAUAAUUAAUGACCUUCUGAAUAAAGAUAUGACCUUUCUGACUUUUACCUUUUUAUAUGAUGAAUGAUCUACUUCGUAUCAGCGUUUAUUUCUGAACUUACCAUAGUGACCUUGAGGAUGAAAUAAUUGACCUAAAUGGUAACCUUGGUGAUGACCUUGAGUCUGACCAUCAGUGGUAUUCUUAUGUAUUUGUGUGAGAAUGAUAUUUUGUGAAGUGAUUCAUACAUAGUUUUUGUGCAUGUUUAAAUGCCAAGAACAUCUUCAUGUAUUUUUUUUUCAUUGUAAAGCAGUGGUUGUAAUAAUUCUAGCCAAAUAAAUUUAAAUGACCAGAAUUUA